AUGCUCACUCACACUGCUCAGACGUAUGAAAAGUCACACACAUCCAUAAAAACCGUCAGGAAUAAAAAACCUGUGUGUGUCCUGUCUUCUCCUCCAUCAGAUUCCUGUCACUUCACUCUGGAUCCAAACACAGCACACACACACCUCCAUCUGUCUGAGGGGAACAGGAGGGUGGAGUACAGACCUGGGGCCCCUCAGUCAUAUCCUGAUCAUCCAGACAGAUUUGAUAAGUGGCAGCAGGUGCUGUGUAGAGAGGGUGUGUCUGCACGCUGCUACUGGGAGGUUGAGAGGAGUGGUGGGUAUGUUGAAAUAGCAGUGUCAUAUAAAAGCAUCAGCAGGAAAGGAUCGGGUAAUGUGUGCAGGUUUGGAUGUAAUGAUCAGUCCUGGAGGCUGAACCCCAAGAACUCCGGCUCCUCUUUCUGGCACAAUGCUAAACAGACUGAACUCCCUCUAGUGGCCAGCUCCAGAAUAGGAGUGUAUGUGGAUCACAGGGCAGGAACUCUGGCCUUCUACAGCAUCUCUGGAGACACAAUGACCCUCCUGCACAGAGUUCACACCACAUUCACACACACACUCUACCCUGGGUUUCAUUUAUAUUGGAGUGGAUCAUCAGUGAAGCUGUUGUGAGUCCCCUACAGGGUCAAUGGGUAAAUGCUGCUCA
Molecule: messenger RNA, 661 nt
Organism: Engraulis encrasicolus (European anchovy)
Lineage: Eukaryota; Metazoa; Chordata; Actinopteri; Clupeiformes; Engraulidae
Product: stonustoxin subunit beta-like
Exons: 1
Coding region: 1-627 (208 amino acids)
Molecular function (GO): protein binding
Source: RefSeq, a predicted model, not a curated record